Molecule: messenger RNA, 1290 nt
Organism: Penicillium salamii
Lineage: Eukaryota; Fungi; Ascomycota; Eurotiomycetes; Eurotiales; Aspergillaceae
Source: the annotation of a GenBank genome assembly
AUGACGAGGCCCUUGGUGGAAGUGAGGUCACCCUUAGGCAGCUCAAGUGAGAGAGAAAUCAAGCGGCUCCAACAAAAGAUACGUGAAAAAGACGACAUCAUUUUCCACCAAGAAAAAGAUCUGGUUGCAUUUUCAAAGACCAUCAAAGAUCUUCAGAUGGAUGAUGGAAAGCUGAACGAAAUAGACAACAGAUGGAAAGAGUUUCAAUUGUUCAUGCAAGCCGCUAUGGACACCAAAUUGGGGAUCGAAACGCGAUGUUUAAUUCACAAGAACCAAGCUAUCGAAAAUGUCCUAAAGAAGACCAGAAAUGAUCUGGCGGACUCUCGUGAAAAACAAAGUCAAGCGAUACGAGACCUCCAAGCAAGUGCAUUUCAUCUUGAGGACCCACAACAAUGGUCGUCGGAUACAGACAAUGAAAUCAGGCAGCAGCUCGGAGGCCUUGAAAAGCGCGCAAAAGCAUGGUGCCGUGCCAACUGCGUCAAGAGGCUAUCCCUCCAAGGGGAACUACCAGCUAAUCCUCCCCGUGGGUGGGAAGCUGUGUUGCGCUAUAAUGCGAAUGUGUUUGCCCAGUAUGAUCAGCAUUUACCGCAAAUAAUCCUCCAGGCGCUUCUCAUGCACUGCAUCUAUGGUGAGAUCUUCGCCAAGCCACUCUUCUUCCUUCCGUGGCGAGUGCAGGGAGCAGGGGGAGCAGAGGGGGGAGAAGCGGGCACCGAGAUGAUCGCGCGCCAAGAUCUAUCCGAGGUUAUGGUAGGGAUUAUACACGAGAUUACGCGAGGAAACCUGGCAGAGGGAAACUCCUGGCGAUGCAAUUUACUGAGAUCGCUUGACCCGAAGCCGACGGGCAAUGAGCCUGAGCUCAGAGUACUGGAAGCCACUAAGAACAGAACCGAAAUGGCCCGUGAAGCAGCAGCAAACAGCCUCAUGGAGGCAUUUUUGAAGAAUUCCGCGACACUUCCUAUCUCUUCAAGUGCAUCUGAGAGAACCGCGGUUGGGGAGCUACGACAAAUAUUUGUCACUGCGGCGCAUUUAUCCUACAGACUGUGGUUAAGAAAGAGCUACUUGGAGGUGCAGACCAUGGAGAAGAUCCCAGCUAACUACAAUCGCCAGAAUUUGGAGUUACUGAGAGCUCACUCUCUGCAUACUGCAUUUUUGGAGAAAGAUGAAGCGGGGUUGAAUGACUGCCUUAUCCGUGUUGUUGUUCAUCCAGCAUUGAUUGUUCAUGGGUCGAGCGAUGGCACAAACUAUGAGAAGACCAGGGUGUGGAAAGAGGCUGUGGUGUGGAUGGGGUAG